This is a messenger RNA of Nannospalax galili (Upper Galilee mountains blind mole rat), 2505 nucleotides long. Its product is annotated as zinc finger protein 791. The record is from RefSeq and is a predicted model, not a curated record. Lineage: Eukaryota; Metazoa; Chordata; Mammalia; Rodentia; Spalacidae. Gene Ontology annotation, biological process: regulation of transcription by RNA polymerase II. Gene Ontology annotation, molecular function: RNA polymerase II cis-regulatory region sequence-specific DNA binding; DNA-binding transcription factor activity.
UGCAGAAAAGCCUUAAGUGUGUCUGCAAAGGUCAUGAUUCCAAGAACUGACCUCGCAGCAUUUAGCCACGCCCCCAGUCUUCUUGCACAGUAUGAGCUGCCCUGGCUGGCCCUGGAUGUCGCACUAGCUGAAGCAGGGAGUGUCACCCCAACAUUUGCGUCCCUAGGGAAAAGCGGUGCAGAAGGACACCCCCGCUGCCCCUGGGUCCAGAACAAGCGCGCCUUAGAUCGGAAGCCUUAGGGCACGGCCCAGGGGAAGAAGCAGCUUCCGCACCACCUCUAGUCUAGGCCUCAGGCUGUCAGGCACGAACCGCGGAUCCACCGGGUCCGGACAGAGACGUGGGCGUGGCUACGUUAUGCACAACGCGUGACAUCACUGUGGGCUGCGCGUGCGUGGUUGGCCUCUGACGCUCUCUGGCGGCUUGAGGGAGCCGAGCGGACGUGGAGCAUCCCCCACCGCCCCCCAACCCCCGGCGGAGGGCGAUGGAUUCUGUGACCUUUGAAGAUGUGUCUGUGAAUUUCACCCAGGAGGAGUGGGCUCUGCUGCGUCCUUCACAGAAGAAACUCUACAGUGAUGUGAUGCGGGAAACCUUCAGGAACCUGACUUCUGUAGGGAGUAAAGUGGAAGAACAGAAUAUUACAGAUCAGUACAAAAUCCAGGAGAAAAAUCUAAGAAGUUAUGUGAUUCAGAAUCUCUAUGAAAGUGAAGAAGAUAGUCAGCAUGGAGAAACCUUCAGCCAGAUUCCAAAUGUCAGUGUGACAAAGAAAACUACUGGAGGAAAAUCCUAUGAUUAUAGCAUGUGUGGAAAAAGCUUCAUGCUUCAUUCAUCUCUUAUUAGGCAUGUCAAAUCUCACCCUGGUCGUGAACCUGAUGGAUUUAAGUGUGGAGAGAAGAGAUAUAAAUGUAAGGAAUGUGGGAGAACCUUCAGUUAUCUCAAAUCCUUUCAAAGACAUGAAAAGAUUCACACUGGAGAAAACCCCUACAAGUGUAAACAGUAUGGGAAGACCUUCAUAUAUCACCAGCCCUUUCAGACACAUGAACAGACACAUAUUGCAGAGAAACCCUAUCAGUGUAAGCAUUGUGGCAAAGUUCUUAGUUCUCCCAGUUCUCUUCGAAUUCAUGAAAGGAGUCACACUGGAGAGAAGCCCUAUGAGUGUAAGAAAUGUGGCAAAGCCUUCAGUUGUCCCAGUUCUAUUCAGAUACAUGAACACACUGGAGAGAAACCCUAAUGUAAAGAAUGUGGGAAAGCCUUCAUUUCCUGCACAAGUGUUCAAACACACAUGGCAACACACAAUGGAGAUAGACCUUACAACUAUAAGGAAUGUGGGAAGGCAUUCAUCCGUCCAAGUUUCCUCCGAGUACAUGAGCGAAUUCACUCUGGAGAAAAACCAUAUGAAUGUAAACAAUGUGGUAAAGCCUUCAGAUGUUCCACUUCCAUUCAGAUCCAUGAAAGAACUCACACUGGAGAGAAACCCUGUACAUGUAAGGAGUGUGGGAAAGCUUUCAGUGCCCGACCAACCUUUCGAGUACACAUGAGAGUGCACACUGGAGAGAAACCUUAUAAAUGCAGAGAAUGUGGAAAAGCCUUCAGUCGUCUAAGUUACUGUCAUGUACAUGAAAGGACUCACACUGGAGAAAGACCCUAUGAAUGUAAAAAAAUAGGGAAAACCCUCAAUUAUCCUCUAGAUUUGAAAAUACAUGAAAGAAAUCACAGUGGAGAAAAACCAUAUGUAUGUAAGGAAUGUGCAAAGUCCUUCAUUUCUUUUGAAAACUUUAAAAGACAUUUGAUAACACACACUGGAGAUGGACCUUAUAAAUGCAGGGAAUGUGGGAAGGCUUUCAUUUUUCUCAGUGCAUUUCAAACAUAUGAGAGAACUCAUACGGGAGAGAAGCCUUACAAAUGCAAACAGUGUGGCAAAGCAUUUAGUUGUUCAAGUUAAGUUCAAAUACAUAUGAGAACCCACACUGGUGAGAAACCCUAUGAGUGUAAGGAGUGCAGAAAGGUCUUCAUUUAUGCCACAAGUUUCCAGGGACACAUGAGGAUGCACACAGGAGAGAAACCAUAUAAAUGUAAAGAAUGUAAGAAAGCCUUUAGUCUUUGCAGUUCAUUUCAAAGACAUGAAAAGAUUCACAGCAGAGGGAAACUUUUUCAAUGUAAGCAUUGUGGAAAAGCUUUCACUUUGUCCACAUCCUUAAAUACGUGAAAUUGCACAAUAAAGAAAAAUAGUGAAUGUGAGGGAUGAGGGAACAUUUUCAGUUUCAAAAAAUAGUUUCUGUUGUGAAAUUUUUCCAUUGUGAAGAAAUCUCAUACAUUUAAGUAAUAUAGGAAGCUAACUGCAGUAUAAUAGCUAACAUGUAAAAUGGGCCAUAAAGUUCAUACUGUAGAAGAAACAUAAAAGCUGAACAUUUUAUCAGUGUUUCAUUCUUUCUAAUAUAGAUGCAUUUUUUGUUUGAGGCAAGGUUUCACUAUGUAGCCUAGACUGACUUUGAACUCACAAGAGAUCU